AUGAGCUCGCUGAAGAAGGAGUCGAAUAGGCCUAAGAAGCGGACUCUGGUUCGUUGGGACUCCGAAUUAGACGAGCUACUUCUCCUGACAAUACAGUCUGUCUGUAACGCAAAAAAUGUAAAGAUUCCCUGGGCAGAUGUUGCGUCCACCAUGGGCCACAACGUCACGGAAGGAGCAAUAGUCCAGCAUUUAUCUAAACUCCGCAUUCGCCGGAUCGAUGCUGGUAAACCCGUCCCUCCGCCACUUCGACGGGGCGGCCUCGGGGCUCCGAACAAAUCUUCAAACGCGUCGGCAACAUACUCUAGCGGAGGAGGUCGGCGCAGGAUGCGCAAGGCACGGGAGUCUGACAGCGCGGCAGAUCCAUCUGAUCUUGCACAAGAUACUGAUAUUUCGUCUGAUGAAGAGUACGUGGUUAGACGUCGCUCAAAGGCUCAGAGAGAUGCUGCACAGAGCAAAAGCUCGAGAGUCCAAAGCAAGGAAGACCACCAAGUCCAGCCGCAGUCCGCAAGUGACCAGGACGCUGAUGGCAGUCCGAUUGGCUCCGAAGACUUAGUGGUUUCUGGUGCCCAGUUUCUUAAGUAUCCCAAUCACAGGGGGCUCGGAAUCCGGAGCAAGGUAGUUGUUCUGAGAUACAGGCGUGGAACACAGCCUAAAAGCGAAAAGCCUGUCAAAGUCGAGAGUCCAGAACAUACUACGGUCAGCGCUUUCGAUCCUCACAAUCAGAGUCUACUUGACCAGCAAUUGUAUCAGGAUCUUCAUGGCGCAGACAAUUCAAAUGCCAUGGGUGCGGCAGAUACUCACAUCAUGGGUGGGAAUUAUUUGGCCGCAGAUCACUCCAACAUGGGCAUAUCGUCCAUCCGAAAUUCAAACUCCAAUUUUCUGGAUUUUACUUCUAGCCAGGGUCUGCAUAUGAAUGCUUAUCAGAACUUUUAUCCCAGUUCACAGAACGAGCAGCUCGGCUUUGUUCCGAACACCUUGAAUGAUCUGAAUCCCCAUCAGAGUGAGCAAAUGGGCAUUGCUCCAGGGGAGCAAUGCAUGUAUUUUGACGACAUUUUUCAGUACAUACAUGGCAAUGAUGGGCAUAAAGACAAUAAUGGGGCCAACUUUGCAGUUCCGGGGACCAUGGAUCCCUUUUUCUGAUUCUUCCUGACAGAAUCAUAUGGCUCAGUGUCAACUUUCAAUGACCUUGGAUACCCAAGCUCAAUACUUAUGUGGCCUCGCUACGAUUUAGCAUUUCGUUUGAAUUUUUUUCUCUUACCAACUGAGCUUUCUGGAAGGUCAGCCUCGUUGAGGAUGCAUAAUAAUUGGGCAAAGCCGGGAAUCGUGGUUCAGGAAUUCUUCUGGCUUUUUCAUGAUCUUCGCUCUUUGGAAUGACUUUGUCAGCAUCUGCUUAUUCUGCAUCAUACCCGACUAGAUUCUGUUUUUGCUUCUUGCGUAUUUUUGUUGCUUUGCAGUGCUUUAGCUUUCGUUUCGUUGCAAUUGCUUCUAUCAAUCAGCUCUCGGUCUUUCACAGCAUGGAACAGGGAGAUUGGAUAUCUUCUAGCCUUAACGAACAUAUCACCUCAAUUUCUAC
Molecule: messenger RNA, 1573 nt
Organism: Aspergillus novofumigatus IBT 16806
Lineage: Eukaryota; Fungi; Ascomycota; Eurotiomycetes; Eurotiales; Aspergillaceae
Exons: 3
Coding region: 1-1140 (379 amino acids)
Source: RefSeq, a predicted model, not a curated record